CGGAUGCAGCGCCCAUAGGUCUCUGCAAGCAGGCGAAGGACCCCAGCAGAUCCUCCCAUCAUGGCUCAGAAGAUGAAAGACAUGGGCUCUGCCUUCAUCCAGCAGCAGCAGCUGCAUGCUGCCAUGGCGGACACCUAUCUGGAGCAUAUGUGUUUGCUGGACAUCGACUCUGAGCCCAACGUGUUCCGCACCACAGGCAUGGUCUGCACCAUUGGACCUGCCUCCCGUUGUGUGGACAAGCUGAAGGAGAUGAUCAAAGCCGGGAUGAACAUCGCUCGCCUCAACUUCUCUCACGGCUCUCAUGAGUACCAUGCUGAAACCAUCAAGUUCAUCCGCGAAGCUGCAGAGAGCUUCCAGCCUGGAACCGUGGAGUACAGGCCCGUUGCCAUCGCCAUGGACACCAAAGGCCCCUGCAUCAGGACUGGUCUCAUUAAGGGCAGUGACACUGAGGAGGUCAAGCUGGUCAAGGGCGAGAUGCUCAAGCUGACCAUGGACGACCAGUUCAAGGAGAAUUGCAACGAGAAGAACGUUUGGGUUGACUACAAGGACAUGCCCAAGGUCGUGGAGGUUGGCAAGCACGUCUACCUUGACAAUGGCUCCAUCCGCCUUAUGGUCAAGAGCGUUGGUAAUGACUUCCUGGAGUGUGAGAUUGAGAAUGGCGGUACACUGGGUAGCAAGAAGGGAGUAAACGUGCGCGGCGCAUCCUGGGACCUGCCUGCCGUGUCAGAGAAGGACACGAAGAACCUGCAGUUCGCUGUGGAGCACGGCGUCGACAUGGUGUUCGCCUCCUUCAUGCGCAAGGCUGCCGACGUGCACGCCGUCAGGAAGGCCAUGGGUGAGAAGGGCAAGGACAUCAAGGUCUUCAGCAAGAUCGAGAACCAUGAGGGCUGCCGCAAGUUUGACGAGAUUAUGGAGGCUAGCGAUGGCAUCAUGGUCGCCCGUGGUAACCUGGGCAUUGAGAUGCCUAUUGAGAAGGUGUUCCUGGCUCAGAAGAUGAUGAUUGGCCGCUGCAACAGAAUUGGCAAGCCCGUUAUUUGUGGCAUGCAGAUGCUGGAGAGCAUGAUCAAGAAGCCCCGCCCCACUCGUGCAGAGAGUGCCGACGUGGCCAACGCCGUGCUGGACGGAGCCGACUGCCUCAUGCUGUGUGGUGAGACCGCCAAGGGAGAGUACCCCGUCGAGUCCGUCCGCAUGCAGCACAAGAUUUGCCGUGAGGCCGAGGCAGCCAUGUUCCACAGACAGCUGUUCGAGGAGCUGCGUCGUACCUCCCACCUGACCCGUGACCCCAGCGAGUGUGUUGCCAUGGGCGCUGUCGAGGCCUCCUUCAAGUGCUGUGCUAGCGCAAUCAUCGUCCUCACCAAAUCUGGGAGGUCUGCUCACAUGCUGUCCAGGUACAGACCCCGCUCCCUCAUCAUGGCCGUGACGCGUAACGAGCAGACAGCUCGCCAGUGCCACAUGUACCGCGGCGUCAAGCCCGUCUUCUACAACAAGCCCGCUCACGACGUCUGGGCUGAGGACGUCGAUCAGCGUGUUAUCUUCGCCAUGGAGAUGGGCAAGCACCGCAAGUACUUCAAGUCUGGCGAUGUGGUGAUCGUGGUGACUGGCUGGCGUCCAGGUUCCGGUUACACCAACACCUUCCGCAUUGUUCUGGUGCCUUGAGUGCCACCUUUGGACUGAACCACUUCCCCUAACCCCCAAAACUCCCCUUAAGAAGGAACCCAUGAGACCCACUUUGUUAAACAGACAUGUGGAAUGUAAGGACCUCUAACUGGCAUUCCUCCCAGAAGACUCGUGGAGGAUGCCACUCACUCAGUAACUGUGUAACUCUCCUCCCCACACAAACAAACCCACGAACCAGUGUGUCAUCUGCAUCAUCCAAACACGAGCAACAGCGUUGGGCAUCAUCAGCGUGUAUGUGUGUAUGUGCUGUGCGUGUGUGUGUGUGAGUGUGUGUGUCUACAGUGUGCUGGGAAUCGUGAAGACCCUGCAGUUCUACAGAAGACCGGUGGGGGUCUUUCUUGACCCCCCCACUCCUCCGUUAACCAGCCUCUUGGCUGCGCACGUGGGCCGACUCGUAGACACUGAACACACGCUGUGGCGCCCAAUCAUCACUGGAUUUCCACCUAUUAAAGAGAUGACCACCUGCA
Messenger RNA from Alosa alosa (allis shad), 2144 nucleotides. RefSeq names its product pyruvate kinase PKM-like. Gene Ontology annotation, molecular function: pyruvate kinase activity; potassium ion binding; magnesium ion binding. The record is from RefSeq and is a predicted model, not a curated record. Gene Ontology annotation, cellular component: cytoplasm. The transcript is spliced from 11 exons. Bases 61 to 1656 code for a protein of 531 amino acids. NCBI's taxonomy places the organism in Eukaryota, Metazoa, Chordata, Actinopteri, Clupeiformes, Clupeidae. Gene Ontology annotation, biological process: glycolytic process.